AUGAAGAAAAUCAAUAACGAGUUCCUCAAAACAAGUCACCAAUUUGAUACAGUGAUUUGGGUUACUGUCUCCGAGAAAGCAAGUGUGAAAGCUGCUCAAGAGGUGAUUCGAAAUAAAUUACAAAUCCCAGAUAGCAUGUGGCAGGGUAGAACAGAGGAUGAAAGGGCUACAGAAAUAUUCAACAUCAUGAAAACAAGAAGGUUUGUGCUACUUUUAGAUGAUGUAUGGCAACGACUUGAUCUCUCAAAAAUAGGAGUUCCUCUUCCAGAAAUUCGAAACCGGUCCAAAGUAAUAAUCACAACUCGAAUUCAGGAAAUAUGCAAUGAAAUGGAAGUUCAAAGGAUAUUUAGGGUAGAGUGUUUGGCACAGGAAGAAGCCUUGGCUUUGUUCCUGGAGAAAGUCGGCGAGAACACUCUAACUUCUCACCCUGAUAUAUCACGGCUUUCUGAAAAGAUGGCAGAGUGGUGCAAAGGCUUGCCGCUUGCCCUUAUUACUGUUGGAAGAGCAAUGGCUAAUAAGAAUUCUCUCCAUGAAUGGGAUCAAGCAAUCCAAGAACUGGAGAAAUUCCCAGUGGAAAUUUCAGGUAUGGAGGGUCAGUUGUAUAAUGUUUUGAAAUUCAGUUAUGAGAACUUAAGAGAUGAUAUCACCAAAUCUUGUUUCAUAUACUGUUCUUUUUUUCCAAAGGGAUAUGAAAUUAGAAAUGAUGAGCUUAUAGAACAUUGGAUUGGGGAAGGGUUUUUUUAUGGUGUGGACAUAUAUGAAGCACGCAGACGAGGACACAAAAUCAUUGAAGACCUAAAGAAUGCAUGCUUGUUAGAGGUGGGUGAUGGAUUUAAAGAAUGUAUCAAGAUGCACGAUGUGAUACACGACAUGGCUCUAUGGAUAGGUCAAGAAUGUGGAAAAAAGAUAAACAAGAUUUUGGUGCGUGAAUCUCUUGGGCAUGUUGAGGCUGAGAGGGUUACCAGCUGGAAGGAGGCAGAAACGAUAUCAUUGUGGGGAUGGAAUAUCGAGAAACUCCCAGGAACGCCUCAUUGCUCUAAUCUCCAGACUCUCUUUGUGAGGGAGUGUAUCCGACUGAGGACCUUUCCAAGAGGAUUCUUCCACUUCAUGCCUCUCAUAAGGGUUCUAGAUUUGUCAGCUACACCUUGUUUAACGAACUUACCUGAUGGCAUUGAUGGAUUGAUGAACUUGGAAUACAUUAAUCUUUCAAUGACAAAGAUAAGAGAGUUGCCGAUUGGGAUCAAGAAGUUGACAAAACUGAGGUGCUUGUUACUUGAUGGUUUGCCUCCAUUUGUAAUUCCUCCACAUGUGAUAUCAAGUCUGUCAUCAUUGCAGUUGUUUAGCAUGUAUGAUGGAAAUGCUUUAUCUUCUAACCAUGAACACUUGUUGGAGGAAUUGGAGUCCAUAGAAUCUAUGGAUGAGAUAUCUCUCUCAUUCUGUAGUGUUGUAGCUCUCGAUAAAUUUCAGAGCUCUGACAAGCUACUAAGAUGUGGGAAAUGA
Molecule: messenger RNA, 1500 nt
Organism: Vitis riparia (riverbank grape)
Lineage: Eukaryota; Viridiplantae; Streptophyta; Magnoliopsida; Vitales; Vitaceae
Product: disease resistance protein RPS5-like
Exons: 2
Coding region: 1-1500 (499 amino acids)
Biological process (GO): defense response to other organism
Molecular function (GO): ADP binding
Source: RefSeq, a predicted model, not a curated record